Messenger RNA from Malaya genurostris, 649 nucleotides. RefSeq lists its product as uncharacterized. Lineage: Eukaryota; Metazoa; Arthropoda; Insecta; Diptera; Culicidae. The record is from RefSeq and is a predicted model, not a curated record. Bases 206 to 559 code for a protein of 117 amino acids. The transcript is spliced from 5 exons.
AACAAUUCGCGACUACGAAGUUGAGUUUGACAGCUUAUGUGUGUGAAGUGGAGGUAAACAAGAAAAGAUAAAAAAGUAAUAAAUUUUCAAACGUACCGUUUUAUGCUAUUUUCGCUACUCAGUUUGAAAUGGUAAAUUGGAAUGUUUUUAAAAAUUUUUGACGAUGCUAAUUUAGUUGAUAAAUAUAAAAUGAAUACAAUAAGUGAUGCUUAUUUUCCCGAGUAAAAAACAGCUGUUGGUAUCUCAAAAAAAAAACUGGAUGUUUUCUACUCAUGGUGUGCCAUUAUCAAGUUAUGCGUAUGGUGUGUUGAUGAACUUGCCGGAUGUUUUCAGCUUCGCUGCUGGAAUUAGCAAUUUGGUAGUCAAACGCCAACGGGUAUUCCAGGCUGGUUACCUCCUGAUAAUUGCAUUAGAUGAGUGCCGAACCGCGCACAAUGAAAAUCGCUGCAAAAACUACUUCGGAUAUAUAUCAGGCCACAAGAUUGAGAGAUCUGUUUCGGACGAGUUGGAAAACUUUCAAAUUUGGAACCAUUUCGUGGGAGUUUUCUCAGGUACAUGAGGUAAUGCCGAAAGUUGAAGAAUUGCUGAUGCUGGGAGAAAAUAAUUACUAAAAAAUAAAAACUAUAUCAGGAAACAAAAUGUUCUAAAA